Molecule: messenger RNA, 1400 nt
Organism: Microplitis demolitor
Lineage: Eukaryota; Metazoa; Arthropoda; Insecta; Hymenoptera; Braconidae
Product: probable protein phosphatase 2C T23F11.1
Exons: 6
Coding region: 167-1273 (368 amino acids)
Biological process (GO): protein dephosphorylation
Molecular function (GO): cation binding; protein serine/threonine phosphatase activity
Source: RefSeq, a predicted model, not a curated record
AUGAAAAAUAAUAAUUAAGGUUAUGUAUAUUAAUAGAAAGUUAAAUGACCUAAAAAUAACUUAAAAAUUAACAUAAACAAAUAAAUAAUAUUAAUUAUUUAUCCAAAGUUUUUUUUAAUUACAAAUUUUUUUUUAUUAUUUUUUUUGUAGUAAAAAAAUAUAAAAAAUGGGACAAACAUUAAGUGAGCCUGUGACAACAAAACAAUCGGCGUGUUGUCGAGACAAAAAUUAUCUAGUCGGCAGUUCAUGUAUGCAAGGAUGGAGGGUCAAAAUGGAAGAUUGUCAUGUUCAUAUUUUGUCACUACCUGAUGAUCCAGGUACUGCUUUUUUUGCGGUAUAUGACGGCCAUGGAGGUGCAACGAUGUCACAACAUGCAGGCAAACAUUUACAUGACUAUAUCAUUAAGACACGAGAGUACAAAGAGAGUAAAAUAGUUGAAGCUAUGGAGCAGGGGUUUUUGCAAUUAGACGAGGCCAUGCAAGCUGACGCCGCUCUUAGGGCUGAGCGCGCGGGUACUACAGUAAUUGCAAUACUAAUUAAAGAUAAUAUACUCUACAGUGCGAAUGCUGGUGAUAGCAGAGCAGUUGCAUCAGUAAAUGGGCGACUAGUAGAACUGAGUCGCGAUCACAAGCCGACGCUCGAAGACGAGCGUCGCAGAAUUGAAGCCGCGGGCGGUUGGGUUGAAUUUAACCGCGUUAAUGGUCAUCUUGCUUUAUCUCGCGCACUUGGAGAUUUUAAAUUCAAGUGGAACAAUACUAAGACUGCUGAAGAACAAAUUGUUACAGCAUUUCCUGAAGUACAAAAAUUUGAAAUGAAUCAAGACUGGGAAUUCAUCGUGCUGGCGUGCGAUGGAAUAUGGGACGUGAUGACUAGUCAUGAAGUAGUUGAUUUCGUACGCAAUUAUAUCGCGACUCAGUAUAAUUUAGACGAAGAAUCGUCAGGUCGCCAGGACGCGAAUAUCCAAGAGUUGAAUGAUUACACAAACGAGUCUUCUAAACCCUCAGUACGAGGCCCUUCCAAUUCAAAACCUUCAUUAGAUCGAGCGACUAUUGACCCCGAGUCUAUAUGCGAGGAAUUGUUGAACCACUGUCUCGCCCCUGACGCACUUAUGGGAACUGGGUGCGACAAUAUGACGGCAAUUGUUGUUUGUUUACUACAUGGAAAGCCUGUGAAGGAUUUGAUACUUCGCUGUCAACGCAAGACUCAUAAUCUUGAAGAUAAUUUACAUAUCAAGAGCGAACAAGAGGCAAUAAAUAACAAAGAUGAAGAUUAACUAUGUAUUAUAAGAAUCAUGUUGACUAGUAUUUAUUUAUUUAUUCGUGUUCAUAUAUACUCUUUUUUUUUUCGUCGAUGCACGAAAAAAAUGAAUUUUAUUUAUUCACUUUAUAAAAUCAAAAAUU